AUGGGAAGGUCUCGAAAAUGGUUCAAAAACGUCAAAACAAAGAUGCUUUUGUGUACCAGCCAUUCUACACAUCCCGACGAAACCUUUGUGGUUUUUCACACCAAUGAAGCCAGUAACACCCCUUUCAGCCAAGAGAUCAACGUGCCACCUAAAGAUCAGAAAAACAAUUCACCACCCGAAGUGAUCAUCGCGCCCACUAAAGAUCAACAAAACAAUCCACCAACUGAAGAAAUCAUCGUCGUGCCAACUAAAGAUCAACAAAACAAUCCACCAACCGAAGAAAUCAGCGUCGUGCCAACUAAAGAUCAACAAAACAAUCCACCACCCCAAGAAAUCAUCGUUAUGCCAACUAAUGAUCAAAAACAAAGCAAUCCACCCGAAGAAAUCAUCAUGCCACCGAAAGAUCAACAAGACAACACCCACCAAGACCGAGCUAUAAUUUCAUCAUCCAACGAUCAUCAAAUCGCAGUUAUCAAGAUCCAAACCUCAUUCAGGGCACAUCUCGCAAGGAGGGCAUACAAGGCAUUGAAAGGGCUGGUGAAGCUGCAAGCCGUGGUUCGAGGAAUGUGCGUGAGGCGACAGGUUCAAUUGGCGUUGAAUUGCAUGAACACUCUUGCUCGUUUACAGAUCACUGUUCGAUCGCAUCAGCUCCUCACUGAAAGCAACUUCCCGUCUAGUUCCACCAGAUCACCUUCAGCUACACAACAGACACAAUUUUAA
This is a messenger RNA of Impatiens glandulifera, 720 nucleotides long. Its product is annotated as protein IQ-DOMAIN 18-like. NCBI's taxonomy places the organism in Eukaryota, Viridiplantae, Streptophyta, Magnoliopsida, Ericales, Balsaminaceae. Gene Ontology annotation, molecular function: protein binding. The transcript is spliced from 2 exons. The record is from RefSeq and is a predicted model, not a curated record. The coding region runs from base 1 to 720 and encodes 239 amino acids.